UUCAAAAGUCGUAUAACUACUCCUCUUUCUCUCUCUCUCUGAUAACCAAACUUGACCAUGAAGAAGCUCUACGGGAGAGGCACGGUUCAUCCAUCACCUCCGAUCACAACAGAUCAUCUGUCCUGCCUUCCGUUCACCAUCUUAACCCUUGCGGCUGCUCUUUCCCCAGAAGACAGGGAAGUCUUGGCCUAUCUCAUCUCUUGUUCUAACAACGAUCUCGACAACUUUUCAACCCACGGCAAAAACACCCAGAAAUAUCAGACUAAAAGAAGCAGCAGCGGAAGCGCCAGCGAUCGUGAUCAUCCACCUCUUUUUACAUGUGAUUGUUUCAGGUGCUACAUGAGUUACUGGGUCAGGUGGGACUCGUCGCCGAACCGGCAGCUUAUACACGAGAUAAUUGAUGCUUUUGAAGAUGGGUUAUCUCAAAGCAAGAAGACAAAGAGCAAGAAAGACAGGAAAAAGGAAAACGGCGGUGAUGGGUCUGGUGGCUUGGAACGAGUCGAUUUGAGCUUAAGAAAGGAUGAGUCGAGUGAGUUGAAAUCGGUGGAAGCGAGUAGCAGUAGUUGUGGUGGUGAAGUUUGUGGGGAUGAUGGUGAAGAAGAAGGAACAGAGAAGAGUACAGUUAGGAGGUUCGUGAACUUCAUCGGAGAGAGGAUUUGGAAUGUUUGGGGGCAGUGAAUUUAGGCAAGAAUCCAAGAAAAGAGGUGGGUUGAACUCCAUCCGAUUUUUCUCUGUGUAAGAGAAAGAAGAAUGAAAUUUCUUAUCUUUUUUUGUUUCUUGUAUAUUACACCCUCUUACAACGUAAAAAUGGG
Molecule: messenger RNA, 812 nt
Organism: Hibiscus syriacus
Lineage: Eukaryota; Viridiplantae; Streptophyta; Magnoliopsida; Malvales; Malvaceae
Exons: 1
Coding region: 58-678 (206 amino acids)
Source: RefSeq, a predicted model, not a curated record